Saccostrea cuccullata (small rock oyster) is the source of this 1568-nucleotide messenger RNA. Its product is annotated as PE-PGRS family protein PE_PGRS4-like. The transcript has 3 exons. Bases 109 to 1470 code for a protein of 453 amino acids. Lineage: Eukaryota; Metazoa; Mollusca; Bivalvia; Ostreida; Ostreidae. The record is from RefSeq and is a predicted model, not a curated record.
CACCAGAAAGAGGGCGUGGCUGCGAUAUAAAAUCCUUUUCAAAAGAACAAAAUCUUUUGUCCACAUCUGCGAGAAAUCCCACAUUUUCGAGGGCACCGGACGACCAAUAUGCGGUUCUGUGUGCUACUUCUCCUUGCCGCGUCGGCACUGGGUAACCCUCCAAGAGUUAUUAACCUUGGUACAAGGUUUGUCCCCGGCUACCAGAACCAGUAUUCUGAGUUAGUGGCCAGAAUACUCCGAUCAAGGGGAAUUCGAGUUUACUCAGUGUACGACAUCGCUAACAUCAGGCGGUCAUCUCUCUCUCAAGGAGGGGUAUUCUUUGGAGAUUCCCCUAUUGGAUCUGGGCUAGACAGCACCUUUAUUAGAAGUUCGGCGGUACCUGGUGGAUCAAGUCUCACAUACCAAGAGUUAUACAGUGGUGCUGGCGGGUCAGUAGGACCUGCUGGACCCGUGGGAUAUAUCCCAGAUGGAGUUGGACCUGAUUAUCUUCCAGGUGAUGUAGGGAGAACCUUUGUCCGAAGUUCUACUUCCAGUGUUCGACCAAGUAUUGGUUAUGACGAAUUAUACAGAGAUGUUGACGUAGGUGGUCCAUCCAUUGCACCCAUACCAGUAGAUUCAGGAUCCGAUUUAGGACCUCUGGAUGGACCCGGAGCAGGAGUAGGGCCAGUGGGACCAGGAGGGGAUCUUGGACCAGAUGGAUCCGGUGGUUUUUCACUCCCUUCAGAACUAGUUGGUGGUGGUGGCCUUUCAGGAGGUUUGGACGGACCUGGAUUUGGACCAGCAACCGCGGGUCUUUCAGAUUUGGACGGACCUGGAUUUGGGUCAGCAGGAGUCGGCCUUUCAGGAGAUUUUGGCGCCGGGGCAGAUGUUGUCACAAGAACUUCCACAUCUACCAGAACCAAUCUCAUACCUUACUCUUCGUCAUCCACUUCUACCUAUAGGGAUCUUCCAGGACCAUAUUCAGACAUAGACGAAUAUAGACCUUACCUUGGUGGCGGUAGUUCGGUAUACCGGGAGAGGUAUUACGAUAGUGGACCCAGAUUUGGAAGUGGUGCCGCAGAUGACUAUUUCCUCGGAGGCGGACCUAUCAUAGGUGAAUCUGGCUUUGGAUCUUUGUCCGGCAGUUCAAGCUUCGAUUACCUUCGUGGCUCCGGUGAUUCAGGUUUAGAUUACCUUCGUGGCUCCGGUGAUUCAGGCUUAGAUUACCUUCGUGGCUCCGGUGGUUCAGGCUUAGAUUAUAUCGAUUCAGGGGAUUAUAUUCCCGGGGGCGGCUCCUCAUCAGUUUAUAGGGGAUCCACAGGAUUUCCCUCCUCUUACUACGUCCGGAGAUCGUACAGCCUUCCCCAGACCUAUUACGGACCACGGGUUACCUCGGUCAGACGAACGUACACCUCCCCCGGAUAUGGUAUUGGAUUCUCAACUUACGGGGACGGGGUUCGUGGAGGAGGCAGAUUUCAACAAUACUUCUAGACGGUCCGGUGUAAGGACAAAGUAAAAAAAAAAGAUUUCAUUUUACAUUUGUAUAUAGACGCCCGAGGUUGAAUAAAUUAUCAUGCAUCACUGACAAA